AUGUCCUGGUCUCUGGAUUUGGUGCCGUUGCCUCCUUGUAUGGAGCUGGGCGGGCAGCCUUUGAGUGGGCUUCUAUGGACCCUGCUUCUCCUCUUCCUCUGGUACUGUUACCGGGUCGGUUCCGACCCGCCGGGCAUCGGCAGGGUGCACCCCGGAAAACUCAAGUCCGGCUCGGCUCGCUGCUCCCUCUCCCGCUCCUCCAGCUGUUCCGGGUCGGAACCGGGACGCUCAGCGCCCAAAGCCUCGGCCGCUAUCGGCAGGGAGACGGGGGAGGAGGAAGAGGAAGGGGCGGAGAGUUACCUGACGCCCGUGUUGAGCCAAGCGCUUUUUCCAGCCCAGGCGGGGGCGGGGACUCGGAAGCUGUACGGAGCGCUGCAGGAAUAUGCCAAGCGUUACAGCUGGGUGGGGAUGGGCCGCAUCCACAAAGGGCUCCGCAACCAGGCCAGAAUAAACGAGCGUUCUUCGAUCCAGAAGCCUCAUCUCUUCUACCUCCCAGAUGUUCCCAGCAUUCCUUUCUUUCCCCGGGAUGCACAUCGCCAUGACAUUGAUGUUUUGGAGGCCAACUAUCCCAUAAUCCUCGCUGAGUUCCAAGCAGUCUACCAGAGAGGCAUUGACACAAAGCUGGGCUGGACCUAUCACGGACCAAAGGGCCAGGCCGUAUUCCCGCUCUAUAACGCCGGCGUGUGUGUGGCCAGUAACUGCCGGGCGUGUCCCUGCACGUACCGUACCCUGCUCUCUUUAAGGACCUUCAUCAGCAGUAACUCUCUGGGGGCCGCGGGGUUCUGGAUCCUGGGCCCCGGGGCCACAAUAGGGGGGUCCUACGGCCCCACCAACACGCGUCUGCGCUGUCAUCUCGGUCUUCAAACUCCUGCCCAGUGUGAGUUGGUGGUGGGUGGGGAGCCCCAGUGCUGGUCUGAGGGACACUGCCUCCUAGUGGACGAUUCUUUCUUGCAUACAAUCUCGCAUAACGGAGGUGCUGAGGAUGGCCCAAGAGUGAUCUUUAGUGUGGAUCUCUGGCACCCCAAUGUUGCUGCAGCAGAGAGACAGGCUUUGGACUACAUAUUUGCCCCAGAGCAAUAA
Molecule: messenger RNA, 1080 nt
Organism: Chanos chanos (milkfish)
Lineage: Eukaryota; Metazoa; Chordata; Actinopteri; Gonorynchiformes; Chanidae
Gene: asphd1
Product: aspartate beta-hydroxylase domain containing 1
Exons: 5
Coding region: 1-1080 (359 amino acids)
Cellular component (GO): membrane
Source: RefSeq, a predicted model, not a curated record